AUGGAUCAGCAACAGUACUGCCUCAAGUGGAGCAACUAUUCAUCCAACCUGGCGGCGGCCUUUUCGAACCUGUUCGAUUCCGCCACCCUCACAGACGUCACGUUGGUUUGUGGAGGAACCGUAUUCAACGCUCACAAGGUCAUACUAGCGGCAUGUUCGAAAAACUUUGCCGACCUAUUUGAGCGGGCCCCGGUUGGCACCGGCCAGAUAUGCGUGAUGCUGGAAGCGACCUCCGCCGACAACAUGCACGCACUGCUCGAGUUUAUGUACAAAGGCGAGGUGCAUGUGUCACAGAAAGCGCUGGAAAGCUUUCUGAAGGCGGCUGAGAACUUGCAGGUCAAAGGACUCACCACCGAGCACGGUCGCUUUGCGAGCGCAAACGCCAGCCAACCGUCACAGUCGCCGUUCCACGGCCCACCGAACGAUCUGCCAUCACCUGCCAUCCGGCGCCAGCAGCGCAACAGCCUCUCGUCCUCGCUGGAAUCGAUCAACCGAGCGGUGAAGCGGGAAACCGACAGCAUAGUCGGCAGUGCCAGCAGCGGUGGCAACGGAUCGAGCCACGGCAGUGGUGGCGGUGCUGGUGCCGGCGGUGCCACGGGCAAUGCGGGCAGUGGGGCCGAUCGGGGCAGCGGUAACGAUCGCGGCAAUCGCGGCAACGAUCGAGGCGGUGAGAGUGGAGGUGUUGGAGGAGGUGGUGGUGGUGGUGGUGGCGGAGGAGGAGGCGGCGGUGGCGGAAACACACCGGCCUCUAGCUUCUCCCCGUACCUGCAACCGUCGUCCUAUCUGCCCGGAUCGUACGAGAACCGCAAACGAUCGCUGCGAAGUCCGUUCUACGAGCAUCAGGAGGCGACGCGGGACAGCGUGUUGCGGGACGGGAAGGCAAGCGCAGGCAAUGGCAGCCCGGUCAGUGGCAGCAAAAACUAUCGACCGUCCAGCAGUGGCUCAUCGGCGACGCCGACGGAGGCGGACACCAUACACACGGAUCGGGAUUCACCGCAACAGUCCAAUCGGUACGAAAAUCAUAGUCCCAGCACAACCCAUGGCCACGGAAACGGACCGGUAUCGUCUAACACGAUGGACCGCGAGGAACGCAACGAUCACAACGGCUCGGUGGAUCACAAAGUGAAACACGAAAGUCGGGAAGGCAACGAGGCUGGCGCGGAAGAUCUGCGCGUCAAGAUGGAAAUGCGACCGAUACAGUCCCCGCUCCGAUCGUCGGCCCCGUCCACACCGACGACACCGAUCGGCUUCAUCAACGUGAAGGGCGGGCUGGAGGCGGCGAUACCGUCCGUCGACAUGUUGGGCAUGAUCAGCACACCGCGAGAGAGCGUCACGACGGCAGAUGGUUUACUGUGCGUUCCAGGCAAAAAGCUACAGUGCCCGCUGUGCGACCGGCAGUACGGCUACGAGACGAACCUGCGGGCGCACAUACGCCAGCGGCAUCAGGGAAUACGCGUGCCAUGCCCGUACUGUAGUCGAACGUUCACCCGCAACAACACGGUCAGAAGGCACAUCGCCCGGGAGCACAAGCAGCAGACGCAGUUCAUGCCGAGCCAGCUGCACAGCUAAGUGCGCCAAGCCCCGCUGUAGGACGUCGAAUUUGCUGCUGCCCGGUCCUGUCUCUUUCCUCCUCUCUCCCACCUGAUCCCCGAGGAACGUUUUUUCCCAAAUCUCCUUUCACCCCAUCCCCCCCCCCCCUCGUCCUCCGUGGCCCAGUUGUGCGGAUCAUCCGUCACUCGAUCGGCCGUGCUGAUUGGACCGUUGUUGUUCCUAUAACAUUAGUAAAAAACGAAUUGUUGCAUUGUCGCAUUUGUAGCCAUACCUCAGAGUCCCGUUCGCCUUUGAACGCCAUCCAAAGAUAUCGAUACCGUGCGGAGGCCGCGGAAGAGCCGGGCUCGCCCGCCCGCUUUCCCUGUUGUACAUCGGCAGCCAUGAUGGAGCAGCACUCCAGCGAGACACACCUGUUGUGUUGUGUUGCCGAAUAGCAGGGAGUUUCGUUUUUGAUUUCCAUCGUCAGCAUUAGCGUCAUCAAUGUACGAGCCGUAGCCGUUUGGUGAGCAGUAGCCGCAUCAUUUAGUUGGGGUAGCUGCUUCCAAUGUAAGAUGGUACAAUAUGCUGUAACAGCGAUCGCAUGAUCACAUCAGAUAUGGGACUCGAUGUUAGAAGAGAGAAUGUAUCCACAAUAUCAGCUGAAUUAAACAUUUGCAAGAUGAGGUCGAUUGUUUCUCGGGCAGUGUGCGAUGGGUGCAUCUCAUCGGAAUAGUUAAGCGGGGGAAGAGACGUCCGUACGUAUCCUGUUUACGUAUGCGAUGAACGAUUUGCAAGAAGGUGAAGGUGAAAGCUAAGCUAUAAUAACUUGAAAUGGAUUUGUAGAACACUGAUUGGAGUGAACGGACGCCGUAUACAUAGUUUUGAAUUCACAUCUAGAAAACCCAGAACUCAUCGGACCUACUAACUGCUGGAACCUUCCGAUACUGGAAAUAUGAACUACAUAGGAAAGACAAUUUAUUUAAAUAGCAACAGUGAAAUUCAAUUUGUUUACUGCUAAAGAGUAACCGGAGUACUCGCUCGCCUUAUGAAUUCGAAUCAAUAAUUUUUUUUUCAUUUUUGUACCUCUAUUUUCUUCACACCUCCAUUAACAUCGGGUAUACGCUGUCACAAAACCCCGAUUUCAUAGAAAAAAAAAAACAAAAUCAACUAGCAUCCUCUAUAACUGCAACAUUGAUUUUCUUUACCACUCUGCAACAAGCCAGCAAUGGUGGACACAACAAUAGCUUUAAUUUGCCAGUAUUUGGCAACUUGUCGACAGACUACCGAUGUUCCGCGGAUGAGGCGAACACACCUCAUCCUCCUCCUCACACGCACGUUUGCACAUGCAGAGCAGCGACAUGCUUUAAUUUUUGCAACAUCUAUAACUCAGCAAAUACAAUCACCACAAGUGUCAUUAAUCAUCAAUUAACUUGAAUGUGGAGGAUCGUUUCUCUUUCUACGAGACCGAUUAAGUGGAAACCCCAACCAGAGGUUACUAACAAGAAUCUUGCUUACGUUGCCCAUACACACACACACAUACACAUAUAAACACACAAACACAGAGCCACAGACAGUAACGAUGAACCUUUACCGACAUACAUAUAGAUAGAACGAGAGGAAGGAAGAAGGUAGAGUAAUAGAAAAUAAUAGAUGAUAGAAGCUUACUAUUUUGUUUAUGUUUUACUUGUUUUGUUUCCUAAUUAAAACUCACUAUAUAGAACACACCAACGGCCACACACACACGGCAAUUGUAUUUGUUGUUGUUGUUGUUGUUGGUUGUUGUUUUAUGUACUCUAGUAUCAGAUUUGCAUUUCCUUUGAAAUGGCGAACGACUCACUUCAUACGAUUACCGAUUGUUUGAUUUCGAUUGUUUCGUCGUUUCGCUUUUUGAAUAGUGGUUUAGUUUUUGAACCCUCUCUCCGCUCUCCCAGCAGCAAGGGGGUUGUUUGAUAAGGGGUGUGUGGGUUAAAGGGGGAAUGUACGAAGAUCGAAGAAUUGGAAGUACACAUUACACAGUAACAAUGUACAUGGAUAUCUUAAAUCUUGUAAUAGUAUCAUAUAUAAUUUAACAAGGAACAACAAAACAACGCAAUGUGGGAGGGGGUGUGGGAGAGGUAAAGCAUACUUUUUUAAUGAAUAAUACACAUGUACCUGCUGAUAAAGAAAUAGGGAAUCAGAUAUAGGAGAGUUGAAAUCGAUAGCUUAAUGAGAAAUAUUUAACUAUGCAUAUAUAUGAAAGUAUAUUUAAACCUAAUCUACAAAACCCACAUUACAACACACAUGUACUUGAAGAAGAAGAAGAAGAAGAAGAAGAAGGACAGAAGUGGUCAGGCGGCCAAUGCCGGAAGGGGGUAAUGCCCGGCUGGCUGGCAGCUGGUAGUGGCAAAGUUGUGUGGCUGAACAGUGUGAGACGCAAAAGACAUUUAAUCCUUUCAGGUGGACGCCUUUCGCCUGACAAUGACGACGAGACGAUGACGAUGACGCGCGAUCGCGCAUUACUCGCCAUUACCAAUCUGGCACGAGUCUCAAUCAAAUAUCGUGCGAUAGCGAUUAACAAUUAAUUCAUGCAAGGAGAAGAUUCUUCCGCCUAUAGGGGAUGGCUGACCCACUUUGGUUAGUGGUGGCGGCCACGGCCUACAGCGGAGGGAUCUUUUGCCCAACAACAACCAAUUCUUCAAUAGAAGAGCAAACCUAAUGGAACAACAUGCAAUGGAAACUUGGUGCCUAUUAAAUAGACGAUUCUAGUUUAAACAGUACUCUUACUAAUAGUAAUAUUUCCGCAACUACUGCUACUACUUCCUCUAUGAAUGGUUAUAGUACUUCCUCCGAUCGUACAAUACAGGUGCGUUUUUUUAUCGUUUUCUGCGACAUCUUAAAUGACAUGCAUCUAUAAUUUCAUACUAUUGCCAUCAUCCCCGCCUAACCCCGUAACUCACUACAAUAGAUAAACGGAACCAUUAAAAUGAUCUCAUUUUUAUAGCAAUUACUGAUUUAGUUACCACUAUUUAUCCCAUCCCCGCAAUUCUAGAUGUCCUUCUCUAGCAAUAUCAAAGAAAAUACCGUUCCCAUACUUAAUUCUUCGCGCGUCUCGUUUCACCACCCCGGCCAUUUGGUCCAUUUUCACUGCAGUAAGAGUGGUCAGAUUCUACCAAUCCUUUUCAAGUUAUUAGCCGAAGUUGUUCAGCACACGUACUAUCGGGCUUCGGUUCUCCGGUUUUACGGGGCACGGAGCAUUCGUCUCAUGCUGGACAAAUUGGACGCGAGAGUGGGGAAGAAGAUCUUGCACGGGAGAGAAACAAAGAAACAAUCCAAUCUCAAUCGUUAACACAUAACAAACGCACGCACACAAAGAGCAGCAACAUUCGACGUGAGCGUCACGUGUGUGUGUGUGUGAGUGUGUUGUGACGUGUGACAAGAAAAAGUGUGUUGAGCACACGGUGCCAGCUGAAGUAGUUAAAAUGUGAACGUUGCCGUGAGCACGUUAAGAAGAGCCUUUGCAUAAUGUGCGUUACAAAGUAGAGGCAAGCGAACGCAUGAGCUAGACAAUUGGAUGAAGAAAGGUAAUUGCAGUGUUUAAUUGGUGCAAAUAUGUUUAACGUGUAAUAGCAAUACCAAGCCGGAAGAACGAACAAAACACGAAAUAUGUGCGCCGAGAGCAUUCGUUUUCAGCAUGGGUGGAGUUCCGCAUGAUUUUCUGUAUAAUUUGUAUUGUUUUUUUAAAGAGCUACCAUUUUUACCGUUAUAAACAAACAACCGAAGUUACCGAAGCAACAUGAAAAUACCGGAAGGUACAUUAGAGAGGCAAAACAGUAAUUGAAAAGAUGCUAUCAAUGUUUGCUAUAUUAUACCGUAGUAUAACACACAGAGAGAAUUUUAUUUUGUGUUUUUUUUUCUUUUAGUUUUGUUUUUCGCAUACAAUAGCUUUAGUAAGGAGUUUUGUUUGAUGAGUUUUCUCAUGCUUUCGUUUGGACCACGGUAAACCCGUGAUGCGGAGGCAAGUGUUUUUGUUUCCAUUCGAGCGAAUUAGUUUUACGUACCAAACUCCUGGGACACACCCACUGAACAUGAAAAGAAUAUGCGCGAAACAAGUAAAUAUGCUUCCCUCGGAACCCUUCCCUUAAGUAUGACGUCAAACGCUUAACAAUGAAAUAGAAUCCGUUAGUUCAAUUUUUAAAGAAGAAUCAAUAUAGUUAAACACAGUCUCACAGUUGAGGAAACGGUGAUCGGUCAUCACCGGUAUUGAUAAUAGUUGUAAUAAGCACACACGAGUACCCGAACGCGGGUAAGCGACCGCAAUAAGACAAAUCUGAACGCAGCAGCAGCAGCAGCACCAGCAACCCCGCCGCUAACGCCGGGCUGUGGUGCGUGUGCUUGCCACCAAGCAGAAUUGUGUUUCUUGUUAAAAACAAAUAGCCUGUUUCUGUUUCUAGUGCUACAAACUGUACUGUUUGAUUUUUUGAAUGCACAUUUGUCCCUUAUCCUUAUAAAACUGUUUACUCAACCUGUUAUAAACAAAACGUAACAUGAGGAGGAGCUAUAGGUAUAAUCAAAGAUAUCAAACGUUUGAUAUUUGCAAGCAAUUUACAUGCAGACGAAAGACAACUGCCAAUGAAAACGGGUCUAUUUUUUCCGCUGAGUCGCAUUUCACCGUGCGCAGCACCACCGUACGUAUAUUAAAAGAAAUGGUAAUUUUGUUUUGUUUUUAUACACUUGUCUUAACGACAACACACACCGCUAGGUAUUAUUCGUUUUUAUUGUAUGGUGUAAAAGUUUUACUUCUUUUGAGUUUUUCAUCCAUUUACACACACAAUCUGUACAACUGGUUUCUUCCAAAGCGAAAUGCGUAGCAAAACAAAAAACAAAAACAAAACUAAGAUUAGUCGUGAUGAUAUAACAGAGAGAAAGAAGUAAAACACACAAAAACAUGGAAACGAAACUCGAAACAUUAAAGAAGAAAAAAGAAACAUUAACCCCCUAUACACCAGCGACAUAACAUAAGCCGAACAUAAAUGAAAGCAAAAUAGAUAAAAAAGAAAGAGAACGAGGCAGAGAGAACGAGAGGAUGGAAAAUACAUAAAAUAAUAAUAAUAACGUAGAAAUAUGAACACGAAUGAAAACAAAAAGAAUGAACACUGAAAUCAACUACCUCCACACGUACUGUAGAAAUAGUGAAAUAGAGUGCGUUUAGCAGUAAACGCCAUUUUAUGUUAAUUUUUAAAUAGCUCUUGAUUUUAAGCAAUAAGGCAACGUAAUAGUCAAAAUCAAUAAUUAUUACGUACUUCUUCAAAGACAUUUACAAAUCAGGUAUAAAAUACAAUGCAAGAAUAAACGACAGCAACAGUAGAGCGACAGGCGGCGACGCGUCUGGAAGGUGAUGCAAAAACAGCAGUUAAAGAUGCACAUGAAAGGCGAAACUAUAUAACAAGAUAUAUUUUCAGUGUGUAGUAGUAACACACACACAACAUCCCCUGCCAUCAGCCCAUCUUAAGAGUAGCAUUUACUUUUAACACCCAACACACUAUCCACAGCAGUUUGGCAUAUGUUUUCAGCAAAAGAAAGAGAACCAAAACAUUAACAGUUGAAAAGCUCGGAAGAACAAAAGCAAUUUUAUUAUUUCGAUUUCGUUUUGCAAAGCACAUUAUUUGCUGAGAAUAAAAAAAAACACAAUCGUUUGGACAAACAAAACUAUAUGUCAAGGCUGCUAGAAAACCCAGUAGGAGAGAGAAAACUAAAGAUGUCAAAAUUUCGUUUUGGCACGAUGGAAUGGAUAAACAUGUUUUGGCUGGCACUAAAAGCUCGUAUCUAUGGAAAAUCUACAUAAGUAAGUCACUACCAGUUGGCGAAAGAUAAAGAGAGAAAGGAAAAAGGCAAACGGUUUGGCAAAAGGAUAAAAUUAAAAAUCAUAACAGAAGCAUAACACACACUGCACGGCGAUACCCCCUUUUUUAACAUGAUGCACACAAUCGAGGAAGCAGAUGAGAGAACAAGAUUUGGGCGGCAAAAUUAACGACAUAGAAGCGUGUGACAGGAAGGAACAAAUGGAACAUGAGCCAUGGAACGAGUGGAAAAAUUGAAUGAAUGCAAAAUUGCUAAUGAAGCGUUUUGGAAAUGAUGCGAACAUGAUAAAAAGCAAGCUAAAAAAGAACUUCUAAAUUAACGAAAGCAAAUAAUGUUGAUAAACAAACAAAAGAAACAAAAAACGUAACACAUAUUCGAUUGCAUGCGAAAAGGAAUGGCGUAGUAAGUGCGAGCACUUUAAAACAUUAGCUAUUAAGCCACUUCCCCCCGACGACGGCCAUGCGUCAAAAGGUAGGACGGAAUAAUCUCAUGUAAAUAGAGGUAAAUUUACUCGCGUAAAUUUGCACCGUGCAGCGCGAAACCGAUGGGCAAGUGUGCGACUGCGCGGCUGGCGCUACGGAAGGGAUGAAGCUCACGUUCUCGUCGCUCGAGGGCCCGCAUGAUUUGAUCGUCAUCAUCCAGUACAACUUAACAAGAAAAUAAAAAGAGGGGAAAAAAUCAAGAGAAACGGAAGCAAAUGCAGAAGCUAUAAAAUAGCUUGAAGAAUAAAAUUUAAUGAAAUUAAAUUUUGGCAGUAAAGAGAAUGCAGGAUAAUGGGUUUUAGAUGUUAGGUGGCAUAGGUCAGCGCAAAUCCUCUGAACUAACUGCGAGAGGUGGUAGAACGUGAACAAACAUUAAAAAAAGCAAGCAAAAACGCUAAUUGUACUGUGGAAGCAAAAUUUAGUCAGUGAUGUACAUUUAGAGAGCAAAAAAUGGAAAGCCAUGAAAGCAACACGUUUGCUCGUGGUGGGUUAUUAUGUGUACACGGGUGUUUGGUAAAUGAUAGACGGCGAAGAAGAUUUCGAACCUUCAGAAACACCUGCACACCCCCAACACAUGACAGUGGUUCAAUUUCGAUAAUACGUACGGAAAAAUGUACACAAGGAAGAUAUAUAAUAUGCAUCAUGGACAUGAAGAUUGUUGGUAUAAAUACAGCAAAAAAAAAAAGAGAAAGAGAGCAGCACUUUUCCCCUUUUUUGGCAAAUUGAUGUAGAAAAGAAAAUGAAGCAAGAAAAAUGAUAUGUAAAACGGUGUAAGAGAAAUCUCAACACACAUCUGUAAGCGACGUGUUUUUGUUGGGUAUCUCUGAAGCUAAAUUGUACAUACAAAAAAAAUAAUAUGUGAAAAAUUUAACGUUUUUGGAAACAGUAGAAUUGUGUAAAUUCCUAAUGUUUGGCGCAAAAAUGAAAAACAAAGCAACAAGAAAUAAAAAGUGCGUACAAUGCGUUUCGGUGAAUAUAAAAAAAAACAAAAACAAAUACGAAAAAACGACAAAAUUGAGUUCUGAAGCAAAAGUAAGAAAACAAAACAGAAGGAAACGACAAACUACUUUGUCGAUGUGUAACUGAAGAAAAAUACAGCAACACACAAACAAAACACUCAGUCCGUGAGAGAGAGAGAGAGAGAGAGAGAGAGAAAGAGAGAGAGAGAGAGAGAGAGAGAGAGAGAGAGAGAGAGAGAGAGAGAGAGAGAGAGAGAGAGAGAGCUCGUGAUCCGUGCGAAGCGAAUCCUGUCGUCAACCUAACAA
Anopheles merus is the source of this 9115-nucleotide messenger RNA. RefSeq names its product zinc finger protein chinmo (gene chinmo). The coding region runs from base 1 to 1569 and encodes 522 amino acids. Gene Ontology annotation, cellular component: nucleus. Gene Ontology annotation, biological process: regulation of transcription by RNA polymerase II. Gene Ontology annotation, molecular function: protein binding. Lineage: Eukaryota; Metazoa; Arthropoda; Insecta; Diptera; Culicidae. The record is from RefSeq and is a predicted model, not a curated record. The transcript has 6 exons.